Oppiella nova is the source of this 1653-nucleotide messenger RNA. NCBI's taxonomy places the organism in Eukaryota, Metazoa, Arthropoda, Arachnida, Sarcoptiformes, Oppiidae. The record is from the annotation of a GenBank genome assembly.
AUGUCGGCCGACGAUAUACUAGUGUCGGGAAUGAGCGGUCGGUUCCCCCUCUCGGCCAACACCGACGAGUUCGCGAAGAAUCUGUUCGAUGGCAUCGAUAUGGUUACCGACGACGACAGUCGAUGGCUAAUGGGUUUAUACGAUAUAUCGAACCGAAUGGGAAAGAUUGAUGACUACAAACAUUUUGAUUCGUCAUUCUUCGGGCUCAUGGAGCAGAUGGUGGAUGAGAUCGACCCCCAGUCCCGCAUGCUUUUGGAGGUAUCCUAUGAGGCCAUGUUGGACGCCGGUUUGAAUCCACAAACAUUACGUGGCAGUAGGACAGGGGUGUACGUGGGUGUGUCCCAGUACGCCAUGACCGAUGGCUACCCGGAGGACGUUCAGCCGGACUCCCGGGAGAACCUGAAGACUGUUAUGUUGCAGAACCUCUCAAACAUGAAGACCUUCUACGCCAGCCGUAUAUCCUUUGCCAACGACUUCAAGGGGCCGUCGAUGAUAGUGGACACCGCCUGCUCGGCCAGUCUCAGCGCUAUGUGUCUGGCCUAUAACGACCUCAAACUCGGUUAUACUGAUUCGGCCAUAGUGUGCGGCACUCAUAUGUUGUUCGAGCCGUUUAUAAGCCAAUACCAACAGGAGUUGUCUGUGUGUUCACCCCGGGGUGUGUCGGCCGUCUUGGACCAGAAGGCCGACGGCUUCGUGAAAGGGGAGGCCGUGUGCUGUCUAUUCCUACAGCGACGCCGAGAUGCGCGCCGUAACUACGCUCACGUACGCAGCGCUCGUAUGAAUGUGGACGGACACAAAAAGAUGGGCAUGUUUUUCCCGUCUAGUGAGGCACACGAACAGCUCAUGAUGAUGUCGUACGAGGAUGCUAAAAUUGAUCCACGUGACAUGACCUAUUUUGAAUGUCACGCCACCGGGACCAAGGCCGGAGAUCCGCAAGAAAUCAAAGCCAUUUACAACGCUUAUUGUAAGUCUACGGGACGUACGGAUCCAUUGCCUAUAGGGGUGCUGAAGAGCAAUAUGGGUCACGCGGAGGCCGGUUCAGGGGUCGCGUCGGUCAUCAAGAUAUUGAUAUCUUAUGAAAACGAAUGCAUUCCUCCGAACAUUAACCUCAACACUAUUAAGGAUGAAAUCGCUCAGUAUUUCCCACCAUUGCUGGCAAUUCAAGAGAAAUACCCGUAUCAGCCAGGGGUUAACAACUUUGGUAUCGGCGGUUCAAACGCUCACGUAUUGCUUGAACCGAAUUAUAAGUUGGGAACCGAUGAUGGCUUAAGUAUAGCGCAAACUAUACCCAGAAUUGUCAACAUUUGCGGCCGAACUCAGCAAUCAGUUAAACAUAUCAUGGAUUUCAUUGAAAACAAUACCACGAAAAUCACAAAUGAUUUUUUGGCACUUUUGUCAGAUACUAUGAAAUCCAUUCCUGCAGUAAAUUCAUCGGGGAUGCCUAAUAGAGGAUCGAUUAUAAUAAAGAAAAUGAAUGAAGAAAACAAUGAAAUAAAAUACGAAUACAAGAAACAGAUGGGAGUUUUGAAAGGCAAGGGUUUGAGACCCCUUUGGCUACUGUUCCCCGGGUUGGGCGGACAAUGGCCUGCAAUGUUGACAAUUCUGGGUAUAGUUUGCGCUAUACUUAAGCCAUCAUCGGUUCCCAACUUAUAA